This is a messenger RNA of Megalobrama amblycephala (Wuchang bream), 1933 nucleotides long. RefSeq names its product protein phosphatase 1 regulatory subunit 37-like. The transcript is spliced from 7 exons. NCBI's taxonomy places the organism in Eukaryota, Metazoa, Chordata, Actinopteri, Cypriniformes, Xenocyprididae. The record is from RefSeq and is a predicted model, not a curated record. Bases 1 to 1812 code for a protein of 603 amino acids. Gene Ontology annotation, molecular function: protein binding; calcium ion binding.
AUGAGAGUGAGGAUGAUUAAGAUGAAGGACGUCUUAGGGUUUGAGUCUAGCUGGACGUACUGGACCCUGUUUUUUCUCUGCGCUCUCGUGCCGCUCCCAGCGCGAGCAGAUAUCACUUGCACCUCGUGCUUCGCUCCAAUACGCCGGAAUGAGGCACAAGUGAAGGCAACGGCUUUUGUCAGCCGUGAUUUUGGAAGUGUACUGGACGGCAGCGCUGAUAAAAACUGGAAGUGGGGAAUUGGUGGAGCUCAACUUUCCCUUGAAGCGCACAUAAAGUCUCCUUCUGUGUCCUGGAGAGAGAAACCGGAGAGCGCGCACAUUUCCCAAGAGGAACGGGCGAGCCCAGCUGAGAAAAAAGACGGAAAAGUUAAUCCAACAUGGUCUCCAGAGGAAACCAAAGUAAACAGGAGGGACAAGCGCAGUCUGUUUUCGUCUGACAGCACGGCCAGUUCUCGAUUCGAAUUCAGGCGUACCGGAGGAGUUGACGAUACCGGGAAGAGUCCGAGGCAGAAUGAACCCCACAUGAUCACGUCCACCUUUGCGUUGUCUGGAGAUUCUGCUCAUAAUCAGGCCAUGGUGCUGUGGUCCGGACACAACAGCAGCGUCAACACGACUUUGAAACACUUAGAUCUGUCAUGGAACGGCUUUGGAAACGAGGGCGCUUUAGCUCUGGGUGAAGCACUCAAGUUCAACAACACGCUGGUGCACCUGGACCUCAACAACAACCGCAUCACUGAUGAAGGAGCGAGCCUGCUGUGUAAGGGGCUGGAGGCUAACGAUACUCUCAGAGUGCUGCAGCUGGCGUAUAACUCACUGACAGUAGAGGGGGCUCUUACUUUGAUCAAUGUAGUGAAGAACACACCUAAAACUGCCAUUGAGGAGAUCAACAUAUGUGUGAGUGCUGUGCAGCAAACGUGUCUGGUGAAUGAGAACUUCGUGCAGCUCUUAGAGUUGAUCUGUCAGGAACAUCCCAGUCUGGAGGUGCAGUAUGGAGGAGUUGGAGGCUUUAUCGCCAAAAAGCCUCGGAAACGCAUUGACCCCAUGAAAGUUAUUCAGGAUUACCUUGAUCAGCGCAAGCUUCGUCUGUGGGACUUCUUCCGUAACAUAGACAAAGAUGGGACAAUGCGUGUUCCUGUCGUAGACUUCAGAAAAGCCGUUCAGCAAUCCAGCAUCCCACUGGAGAGAUUCCAGAUUGAGGAGUUGAUUCAGAGACUGGACAGAGACCGAACAGGCAUAGUGGACUACAGAGGCCUGGCAGAUACUAGGAAACAGAUGAUGCGAGACCACCGCCGCCAACUGCGUAAAGUGGAGUCACGGCAGAAGAAGGAGAAGCAGAAGAGCGACAGGAUCCUCAAAACUUUUGAGAGCGCAGUAGAGGCCGUCACGCCACGGAGCUCCAUGAUAAUAUCUCCAGGCGCUGCCAAAGAGGACUCCAGCGGCCCCCAGCACUUCUCUGCCACCCCGCUCAGCUCCUGGCACCAUAUAAUCAUGUCCAACAGCAGCCGCUACUCUGUCAAUAACAUGAGCAGCGAGCAUGUGCACCUUCCCAUGAUAGGGAACCCCUCGAGAUCACCAGACAUGCGCUCAUAUUCACAGCCAAACCUUUUCGCCAGCAUCCCUAAACCAUUGACCAGCAAACCCACUUCUGCUCAAGGAUUGCACUCCACGUCCAACCCGAGUGUGGCCAGCAGUAAACUCAGCCCCACUGCUAACCUGACCAGAUCCAGGCCGGCGUUAAACACUGAGCCCACCAGUAAAGCAAAGGUUAAAGGCAAGAAAAAGAAGACCAAGAAAAGAAAAGAAAAGGUAUAAUGUCAAAAGGAUAUGGUGUCCAUGCCUGUCAAGCUCCACAAAGGGAAAAUCUUCAGAGAAUAACAACAUUCAGAAGACUUUAAAUAUUAUAGCACAUGAGAUAUAUGGACUUUAUAUAUAU